UUGCUCAGAGAAGCUCAUAGAGCAAUUCUUAUUUAUAUUUAGAAUAAAUUCUUACAUUUCACAGCAAUGCCCCCGCGUUAACAGUUAGAAUAUGGAUUUGUCGCCAGCUGAUGAAAUGACGCCAUUAGGAAAUGAUGGCAACCCGCAAGAAUAUAAGGAAGAAAACAUAACAUAUAAUAGGAAACAUAAAAAGCAUGGGACGAGAAAGACCGCUAAGCAAUUUUGGAUAUUCAAUAUAUGUUUUUUGCUGGCUUUUGCGCCAUACCUCUCAAUUCUGGGUUUACAAAGCAGUAUCAACAUCGAAGAAGGCAUUGGAACACUUUCCUUGGGAGUGGCUUAUGCAUCGUCAAUUAUUUUUGCUUUAUUUAUAACUCCCAUUGCUGUUAGAAGAUUGGGGUCACACCGAGCAAUUGUCAUUGGCGAAUUGGGAUAUUUGAUUUACAUUUUGGCUAACUUCUACCCCAAAUCUUACAUCAUGAUAAUCGCUGGCGCUAUAGUUGGGUGCGGUGAGGCCUUGGUGUGGACGACAUUACCAAUGUAUUUCUGGCAUUUUGGGUAUCAACAUGGAGAGUUUGGAACCAAACCGUUUGAAUCAUAUGUUUUGAAGUAUACUGGCCUAUUUUACACGGUGUUUCAAUUGGGUCAGAUUUUUGGCAGUUCCGUCAGUUAUGGCGUGUUAUAUGGAUUCAAAAAUAAAACACAAGAAAUCUCAUCCUACAAUUCAUCCUCCGAUCUUUUGCAUGAAAACGAAACGGAGAUGAACCUAAAAUCACACCUUCAGUAUCAAUAUUGUGGAGCAAACGAUUGUCAAAGUCCAAAUGUUACCAGCGAAAACAUCGAUAGCUACGUUCCGGCCGACCCAUACUCAUUGUAUAUCGUAAUUUCUAUAUUUUGCGCAAUCUCUCUCAGUGGAAUUUGCCUUCAUUUUAAAUUUCUUCCGAGAGCCAAGUCAAAGCCACUAGAAAUUGAAUCUAAUGAUCAAAAUGUAUUGCACCAAAAAAAGGAUACCGACGAUUCAAGUGAGAUCAUUAUCCAGAACACAAACUUCUCGUAUGUAUCGACACUCAGGCAAACUUGCAAGCAUUUUUUCAACCCGAAACAGUUGCUGGUAUCACCUAUUUUGUUUUACAUUGGAAUAUUCAUUGCCUUCAUAUACAGUGAAAUGAGUAGAGCGUACAUUUCGUGUGUGCUUGGGGUCGAGCAAAUGGGUGCCGUAUUGAUUGUUUACGCAUUUGUCAGUGGCUGUAUUUCAGCAUUAUCGCCAAGAAUAAUCUCUAAAUUCGGUAGAAAUAUUGUAAUGAGUAUCGCAUGCUUGAUAGACAUGUCAAACUUUAUAUUCUGUUUGCUGUGGAAGCCACAAGAUGAUACAAAGUACCUUGUAUACUUGGUUGGUGUUAUGUGUGGCCUUUCUGAUGGAACGUGGAGGAACUGCACCAUGGAUUUUUACACGGAAUAUUUUCUACAUAAUCAAGAAAUUUCUUUCACAAUCUGGAAUUUUUGGAUAACGCUUGGAAUAGCCGUUGCAUUCUUUUGGAGUCCCUAUUUAUGUGUCAGUGUGAAACUUUACAUUCAAAUCGGACUUCUUAUAUUUGGUAUAAUGUGCUAUGUGGGAGCGGAGUAUAUCCACUAUAAAGAGAAGAAACUUGUUGAAAAAAGAAGAUUAUUCAAUGAAUGAAUAUUAAGUAUUGAAAUUCUGUUGCAGUCGUCACAUAAACCUUUUAAAAACAAUUAUCCCGAAGCCACAAUAAAAGCUAACUAUAUCCUCGUCAGAAACCAGCAAAAUAUUGACAAAAAAAAUACAAUUAUAAAUUUUCCAAAGAAGUCUAUGAUUGCCUGUUUAUACUUUAUUGUAUACACUUAAAAUGCUUUCAGUUAACUUUAAUAAAUAUCGUGUAUCAAA
Molecule: messenger RNA, 1900 nt
Organism: Styela clava
Lineage: Eukaryota; Metazoa; Chordata; Ascidiacea; Stolidobranchia; Styelidae
Product: protein unc-93 homolog A-like
Source: RefSeq, a predicted model, not a curated record